UAGUAUCUUUUAUUUUUUUUGGAAACAAAAAAGUUAUCUUUUACUUUUGCCUCGUAUGGGAAACCAAGUUAGGAAGCUAACAUCUUCAACUUCAUGCCCAUUUAGAGCACAUUGAAAGAGUUUUAAGAUCUAAAACUUUUUUUUUUCUUUUGAUGGGUUUUCAAAUCUGGCCAAUGGGUUCUUUUUGUUUGUGGGUGUGUUUUGUGUUCUUGAGUUUUGUAAGUUCACAAACUGCUGAUGAAACUGUUGAAGGAACUGUUUUUAUUGAUGGGAAAGCUGCCAUUGGUAGAAUAGAUGAAGAUUUCAUUUGUGCUACUUUGGAUUGGUGGCCUCCUGAGAAAUGUGAUUACGGUACAUGCAGUUGGGGUCUUGCUGGUCUUCUCAAUCUGGAUCUUAGUAAAAAUAUAUUCUUGAAUGCAGUAAAAGGCAAUUUAAUUUUUAGAUUGGGCGGCACAUUACAAGACAAAGUCAUAUAUGACACAGAUGACAAUCAACAGCCCUGCUCUUCGUUUGUCAAUAACACAUCUGAGAUGUUUGGUUUUACACAAGGAUGUCUACCUAUGAAUAGAUGGGAUCAACUUAAUUCAUUCUUUCUGAAAGCAGGCGCUAAGGUUAUUUUUGGAUUAAAUGCUCUUGCUGGUCGAACUAUAGAUUCCAAUGGUGAAGCCGUUGGUGCUUGGAACUACACCAAUGCCGAAUCGUUUAUUCGAUACACUGUCAAAAAGAACUAUACCAUUCAUGGUUGGGAGUUAGGAAAUGAAUUGUGUGGGAGCGGGGUUGGAACUCGGGUCUCGGCAGACCAGUAUGCAGCUGACACUGCAGCUCUUCAAAGCGUAGUGGAGAACAUAUACAAGAAUGUCGAUUUGAAGCCGUUGAUUAUUGCACCUGGUGGGUUCUAUGACUCGGAUUGGUUCAAAGAAUACAUAAAUAAGACAAUCAAAUCUGUAGAUGUUGUCACUCACCACAUAUACAACCUUGGACCAGGAGUUGAUGACCACCUUGUUGAAAAGAUUCUUGAUCCAUCGGUUCUCGAAGGUGAGUCUGGAACAUUCAGCGGCCUCCAUAACAUCAUUAAGAGUUCUCCAACUUCAGCAGUUGCCUGGGUGGGUGAGGCCGGAGGGGCUUACAACAGUGGCCAUAAUCUUGUUACAAACGCAUUCGUGUUCAGUUUCUGGUAUUUAGAUCAACUCGGCAUGGCAUCGAAGUAUGAUACGAAAACGUAUUGCAGACAGUCACUGGUUGGUGGAAAUUAUGGUUUACUGAACACCACCAACUUUGAACCAAAUCCAGACUACUACAGUGCUCUUCUUUGGCACCGGCUAAUGGGAAGAAAUGUUCUUUCAACAAGCUUCACCGGGACUGAAAAGAUCCGCUUGUACACUCACUGUGCAAAACAAUCAAAAGGCAUCACACUACUAUUGAUCAACCUAGACAAUAGCACUACGGUCCAGGCAAAGCUCGCUUUCAAUAGUACAAUGACCUUGCGACGCAAGCACCGUUCUCGUACUUCACACCAUAAACACAAAGUCCAUAAAACAAAGAUCAUCAAGCUGCCUAAAGGCAUCGAUGCUAAAAUAAGAAGAGAGGAAUACCAUCUAACAGCAAAAGACGGAAAUUUACAGAGUCAAACCAUGCUACUUAAUGGAAACGUUUUAAGUGUAAAUUCUUCAGGGAUCAUACCUCGAUUGGAGCCUUUACAUGUAAUUUCGGCGAAGCCGAUAACUGUUGCUCCUUUAUCCGUUGUGUUCGCUCACAUGCCUGGGGUUAUUGUCCCUGCUUGCAAGGUUCAGCCGUAGAGGGAACUAAAAUUGGUUCCUUUUAGGUGAUUGAUUGAUCAAAUAAGAAAUAUAGCAUGUUACAGA
This is a messenger RNA of Hibiscus syriacus, 1862 nucleotides long. RefSeq names its product heparanase-like protein 3. NCBI's taxonomy places the organism in Eukaryota, Viridiplantae, Streptophyta, Magnoliopsida, Malvales, Malvaceae. The transcript has 9 exons. Gene Ontology annotation, cellular component: membrane; plant-type cell wall. Gene Ontology annotation, molecular function: beta-glucuronidase activity. The coding region runs from base 153 to 1796 and encodes 547 amino acids. The record is from RefSeq and is a predicted model, not a curated record.